Molecule: messenger RNA, 2124 nt
Organism: Hippopotamus amphibius kiboko
Lineage: Eukaryota; Metazoa; Chordata; Mammalia; Artiodactyla; Hippopotamidae
Gene: SPEGNB
Product: SPEG neighbor
Biological process (GO): axon guidance; cell-cell adhesion
Cellular component (GO): plasma membrane; axon
Molecular function (GO): protein binding
Source: RefSeq, a predicted model, not a curated record
GGAGGGAUGGCUGGGGGUACGGGGACAGGGGCAUUCUAGCCUUCUCUGGGCCAAUGAGAGCCAAGGUAUACCAGCUGGUACCUUGGGACCUUCCUCCCUCAACCCCUGACCCUCCUGGCCCCUCACCUCUCUCUUAUUCCUAGCGGGAGGAAAGGUGUAGGUCUGUUUCUCCCUCUAAAGUUUCUGGAAUCCUGGCAGGACCACUGAAUACCCACCACCACCCUCUAAGCAGACUGGUGGCCCCCACCUCUUCUCACAUGUUCCAUCAGCACAGCUGGGAGGAUGCUGGGCUCUGGAAUGGAUCAGCCCACACCCCAGUCCCGGCUCAGGAGGCAGGGCAGCUCUGGUCCUGACCUCUGGAGCAGAGGGGGUGUCAUCGUGAUGAUUGGUGCGAGCAGGUGGUGUGAAGAGCUGUAGAGGAAACCAGGACAGGCCCAUGUGUCCACGCUCUUCAGUGUUAGAGCACCAGUCAGGACACACAGGGCACCCGCUGCACAGGGCAGCUGUGAGUGCUCAGGUCGGCGUGUCCGCUGUGAUGGGGCCAUAGACGAGCAUUUUCCUAGGACUCAGGGACACUUAAGCUGGACCUUCUUAUUCCCACAGCAAGCCAGGAGGUCCCCUGGGUGCUAAGGUGCCUUGACUCUAGCUGCCCCCCGCAGUGCUAUGGAAGGGUCACUGGGACCUAUAACUGAGCUGCUCCGCCUUGAGAUAGGGGGACAGGGAGCCAGUUCUUGUGUCCAGAGGGACUGUUCCCCCCACCCUUCCCCACACUGCAAACUCUGUUUUGGCAAUGUAAUAGGAAUAAAGACUUUCUCCAUGAGCAGGGGCAGCUGGUGCUGGUGUGUUGCUGAUUGAGGUUGAAGGCCCCUUGGCAGUAGCCCAAACAACCCUCUGCCCAGCCCAGCCUGGCCUCUUUGGCUUCUCAGGACCCCAGGGAAGAGGCAAGCCCCAGCAUCAUAAAAUAACAGGAUAUUAAAGCCAGCUGGAAGGGACCAGAGAGACACCUUUCCCACCUGCCAUUUUAGUGACGAAGAUAUACAGUUUGCCUGUGAGAAUCUCUAAUCCCCUACACACUGCAAGUGUUUUCAUAUAAAAAUGAGGUGCCUGAACUCAUAUCUUGAUAAACGGUAAAAUUCUUCUCCUGUCCCCCUUCUGAUCUUGAGCUUUCUUCUCAUCUCCAUUGAAAAUGGCAUGUGAACUGCUUGUUCCAAACCCAGAGGAGCAAGGGUAAUUUAUGUCAGCAGAGCCGUGUCGAAAUUGCUCUGAUCAAAAGGUGACAGCGCUUCGCACCUGGGCGGGCAGUUACAAUGAACAGAAGCAAGGCUCACCUGGUGCCCUGGCCUGGGCAGACUGGAGCCCAGAUGUCCAAAGCAGCUCCCCAGCCAAAAAACCGGUGGCUGCAGCCCCACCUCCAGGAGGUACCCUGGAUAUCAAGGACCCCCAGGUCCAGAAGGCGGCCAUUCACAUCCAGGCCUCAUACCAGGGCCACAGGUCCCGGAAGGAGCUGCACGAGAAGGGGCCGCCGUGAGUGCUGGAGCAGCUGAAGGAUGUGGUGCUGACCGAGGGCAGCACAGCAAAGCUGACCUGCCGCAUUUCGGCUUUCCCGGAUCCAUUCAUCCGCUGGACGGCAAGGACGGCAAGGACGAAGGAUGGCAAGGAGCUGCGCGACGGGCCCAAGUAUCGCUACGUCUUCGAGGACCGAGAUGUAGUCGCACUGGUGGUGCGCAAUGGCGAGCUGGCAGACCUGGACCGGUAGAGCAUCAAUGUAACCAACCCCUUCGGCCAGUGCUCCUAGUCGGCGCGCAUCCUCGUGGAAGUACCGGCGAAGAUUCAGAAGGGACCGGAUAACACUAAGGCGCGCAAAGGCACCACGGUAACGUUGAUUGCCGUGAUCAUGAGCGAGGCUGCGCCCGACGUGGGCUGGACAAAGGACAGGGAGUACAUCGUUGAGGACGAUAAAGUGUUCUUCGAGAUCGGCAGCGCCACCACGACGCUGACUAUCCGCCGGGCCACGCCCGAGGGCGGCAAGUACGAGGUAUACGUGGAGAACAGCCUGGGCAUGGACCAGAGCUUCGCUCGCGUGGACGUGGCCUGAAAGGGCCCCUCAGACCCUUCGCCCUGGCU